This is a messenger RNA of Mugil cephalus (flathead mullet), 2382 nucleotides long. RefSeq names its product DnaJ (Hsp40) homolog, subfamily C, member 25 (gene dnajc25). Bases 76 to 1170 code for a protein of 364 amino acids. Lineage: Eukaryota; Metazoa; Chordata; Actinopteri; Mugiliformes; Mugilidae. The transcript has 5 exons. The record is from RefSeq and is a predicted model, not a curated record. Gene Ontology annotation, cellular component: endoplasmic reticulum membrane. Gene Ontology annotation, biological process: protein folding.
UGGACAAGGAAAAGGUGGACGAAGAAGCAGCCAGUGCUCCUCCAGAGUUGGCACUAGGCAGCCAGGUAGGCAGAGAUGGCUGCGCCCGUGGAGUGCAGCCGUGGCGGAGGCGGGGGGCUUUCUCGGUGUCCGCGGACGGCGAAGUCUUGGUGGCGGCUCGCGGUGCUCCUGUUCUCCCUGUCCUCCCUGCCGACGGUCACGGCACUGGUGGAGGGCCUGUACUGCGGCACGGAGGUGUGCUACGACGUGCUUGGCGUUACUCGGGAGGCCGCCAAAGCGGAGAUAGCCAGGGCUUACCGGCAGCUGGCCCGCCGGUACCACCCGGACCGGUUCAGGCUGGGAGAGCCCGGCUCGGAGGGGGAGACUCUGGAAUCCGCACACAAGAAGUUCUUGCUCAUUGCCACCGCUUACGAGACCUUAAAGGAUGAGGACACACGGCGGGAUUAUGACUACAUGCUGGACCAUCCCGAAGAGUACUACCAGCACUACUACACCUACUACCGCCGACAGCUCACGCCCAAAGUAGACGUCAGGGUUGUCAUCCUGGUCACCAUCUGUGCCAUCUCAAUUUUCCAGUAUUACAGCUGGCACAGCAGUUACAAUGAGGCCAUCAACUACCUGGUGACGGUGCCCAAGUAUCGAAUCCAGGCCACGGAGAUUGCCAAGCAGCAAGGCCUCCUCAACCGCACCAAGGAGAAGGGCAAGAACCGCCGCUCCAAGGAGGAGAUCCGGGAGCAGGAUGAGGAGGUGAUCCGUGACAUAAUCAAAAACAAGAUCGACAUCAAGGGAGGCUACCAGAAGCCCAACCUGUCAGACAUCUUGCUUUGCCAGAUCGUGCUCUUCCCCUACUACCUAACUAACUACGUGACCUGGUACGUCUCCUGGAUCUACCGCUUCACCAUCUGCAGGGAGAGCUACGGAGACGAGGAGAAGCUCUACAUCAUCAGGAGGUAUAUGAAGAUGUCCCAGUCUCAGUUUGACAGUCUGGAGGAAAAGACCAGACAGUCGUACCUGGAGAAGCAGCUCUGGAUCAAAGAAAACUAUGAGGUGUACAGAAAAGAGCAGGAGGAGGAGAUGAAGGUGAAGAUGGCGACUGACCCAAGGAUGAAAAGGUACCGGCGCUGGAUGAGGAACGAGGGGCCAGGCCGGCUGACCUUCAUCGACGACUAACGGCCUUGACGUCCGUCCAUAGCAUUCACAUCUGCCUCAGUGCCAGCACAGACGGACACGCAUGCCGCGCUGUGUGGAGAGAUAUCUAUUCAAAAAGAUUACCUAUGCCUGUUUGUAUAGCGAGAGAUAUUUUCAUAGCGAUCAGGCCUCAGAGAGGGGAUGACUGAGAGGAAUUAACUGUGAACUGAGACUUCAGAUUAUGGAGUAACCUUUCAUGCUCUUUUUUCCCCACAAACAAAGUACAGUUCAUCUUUAACGAAGUUUAAUGAGUUUGUCAUUUUUUUGUUGUUUUUUUCCUGCUGGUAAAAACUGAUGGAUCGGUGAGUUUUGGUGCCUGAGUUCUUGUGAAAUGAUUAUUUGCUGGAUAAGCAACCAGAAUGCUACAAGUGUCCUUUGGGCAGGCCAACGACAAACAGUAGAACACUGAGUCUGCUCAUGAACUGGUACGUACCAGAUGGAUGCUUUGAGCCAGUUCAGUCAUCUUUCUUAUUUCUCAAGAAAAAGGAACAAGCACACAGUUGCUCAGUUAUCUAGUAAAUGGAAACCAAAGUCGCAGAUGUCAUUUAUCUGUAUACUGGCCAGCAGCAGAUGUUUAUCAGCGUGGGGAUCCAUUAUUGUGGUUUCUGCUCUGUCCCUUCAGAGGUUAAAGAAGCUGCUGGAUGUUUGCUGUAUUUUGAAUGACUCGGUAAACCACCUCUCUGUGUGUGCGUGCUUAUAUGAGAGUGAGAGAAACCUUUGAACUAAUCUGCUGACAUAUCUUUACUUGUGGAGGGCUCAAACUUGUCUAUGAGCCAAUUGUGAACUCACGGCAGGGAUGACACCCAUGAACAGCGAGCUAGAAAAAAUGCUGUGUCCCAGUUCUUCUGCAUCCAUGGUUCAAAGUCACACUGGACAUCUGCUCAUUAGCUUUUUCAGGUUGGUGCAGUGUUAUUUUUUUACGAAACCUGUAGUAUCCAUAAUAAUCCUUCAGAGCUACAAAGAGGAAAGGGAAAUGGAUUAAUAGUUCCUCACUGAAAUUAAAGAUAUACAUUUGAUCUAAACCAGGGGUGUCAAACUGAUUUUAGUUCAUGCAGGGGCUGUGUACAGCCCAGUUUGAUCUCAAGGGGACUGGGCCAUUAACAUUAUCGACUUAUACAUAAUUACAACUCAAAAUGUUUCCCUUUGUUUUAGUGCAAAAAAAACAUUAAACAUUAUUAAAGUGUUUACAUUUCA